AUGAAACUUAUAGUAUGUAACGAACUUCAAAGUAUAGAUACAACAAAGGUUUUAAACUCAGAUGCUUUGAAGAGUCUUAUAACAGACAAAGUUGGAGUUGUUGAAAGAAAAUAUAAAGACCAAAGAGUUUGUGAAAAUGUUGCAAACUUCGUCAUGGUUUCAAACAAUGUUGUUCCGAUGAAGUUAGAAAGUUCUGACAGAAGAUAUGUAGUUGUCAGAACGUCAGAUUCUCAUAUGCAAGAUACAGAAUAUUUUGACGACUUAGCAGAAACUUUGACACCUAACUUUUACAACCACUUGUUCUCAUAUUUCAUGACAUUAGAUAUUUCUAAGUUCAAUCCAAGACAAAUUCCAUAUACCGAAGAGAGACAAACAUUGUUAGAAGCAAACAAGAGUGUAUAUGAACUGUUUAUAGAUGAGACUAACUUUGAGUGUUUAGAUGAAAGGUCUUUGUACGACUCGUAUAAACAAUAUUGUCAAGAGUAUGGUUAUAUGACAGCAUCUAAACGAACAUUCUUGGCAAAUGUCAAAAAUCUUUUAGACAUACAGAACGGCGUAUAUACAAAGAAAAAUUUUUCUGAGUAA
This is a messenger RNA of Trichomonas vaginalis G3, 585 nucleotides long. RefSeq lists its product as uncharacterized. The transcript has a single exon. The coding region runs from base 1 to 585 and encodes 194 amino acids. The record is from RefSeq and is a predicted model, not a curated record. NCBI's taxonomy places the organism in Eukaryota, Parabasalia, Trichomonadida, Trichomonadidae.